AAACAAGCCCUACUUUUGUUUUCUUCUGAAGGGUGAAAGCAGAAUGUUCCCGCAUUCACCUUCCUUUGGGGUUUUGAUCCUCAAAAAUGACCCGGUUCCAUAGUCAAUUUAAUCCUCUUUGGCACGGCAGGAAACAAACUUUGACACACCAGGAAACAAACACGGUUCAGGGUUUGGGAGAAUACCUUCACCCAAAGCAGGAAAACCCACAGGCUGCGAGUCUGCCCGGCAAAUCCCGACACGUGGCAGAGGGAUAGGGCAGGGCCUGGCGUCAGGUUACCAGGCAGCGCAGCCAACGCCAGCUGGUAUAAAAGCUGAGGCCAGCUAUCCCUGACGUCGGUGCUGAACCUGCAGCGCGAGCUUUCAAUUCCCGCGAAGCUGCGUGCCUCUUCCGGUGGGCGACACGAAGUCAUCUAACACUGUUUGGAGAAGCAAUUUACAAGGUAACAUCGGGUACAAGCGGGACCCGAGCGGCGUGCUCAGUUCCCAGGGAAGUAGAGCUCUGCGGGGGCUGAAUCUAAAAAGGGAGAACAAGCCAACUUCCCGGAGGAGACAAAUAAUAAUUCUGGUUGGGAGCUAGAGUACAAGAGUCCCUUACGGAUUCAGGGCACCAAACCACAAAGCCGAGCGCCUUUUGGCACCAGGGCGACCAAAGUCAGAAGCCAGCACUAAGAAUCUGUGCUUUCGGUCAGUGAAGGGAAGCACAAAGCUGCGCGACCCCAAGUGCAGCUGACAGGACAGGAGAAAAGCAAUGUUCCAUCACUAAACAACAAACAGUUCACAACCGUGAGCUACAGUCAGCCCUGUCCCAGCAAGGCAGCGAAACCGCAGAGUGCGCCGUGCGGGUGGUCUGUGUGCUGCAGGGAGUCAGUCCUGGGCAGAGAGUAACCGCGCCCGCGCCGGCCUCACAUGUGGUGCCUGGAGCGGCUGCUGCGGGGCAGGGACCGGAUCCUCAGGAGUCGCGCCCGCCGCUCCAAGGCGCGCUCCCCCGCCACCUGCGCCAACGUGCUUACCCCGGACCGCAUCCCCGAGUUCUGCAUCCCACCGCGACUCGCGCCUCGCUUAGCCCUGGCCGCCCUCCAGAGCCCCCGGGCGGAGGAGGUCGCAACAGACGACGGCGCCAGCUGCACCGACUGGGACCCGCGCUCGCAGGCUGCGCUCUCGCUGCCGCACGUGCCCCGUGCGCGCACCGCCUACGGCUUCUGCGCGCUGCUCGAGAGCCCGCACACGCGCCGCAAGGAGUCGCUCUUCCUCGGGGACCCCGCGCCGCGCCCCCGGGCCCGCACCUACGGCGGCGGAGAGGUGGGAGCCGCGCCCCUCGCGCCCACGCGGGCACCAAGCAGCGCUGUCCCCUGCCCGCCCCGGGACACGCCCGCCCCGGAGCCCCACAGCCGCCGCCGCCGCCGCCGCCGCCUCCUGCGCGCCUCCGACCGCCUACUGAGCCGCGCGCUUCGGGCCCGGGGGAGUCGUGGCCCAGCCCGCGCCCGCUCGGUCUCCAGCGAGGAGGACGACGACCACGACAGCUACGGCAACGGUGACGGUGACGAGCGCCACAAGGACGCGCAGCCCCCGAUCGAGCGCCUGCAGGCAGAGGGCGCCGCGGCUCUGGAUCCCGAUCCCGGCGCGCGCGGCGGGCGCCUCCGCCUGCGGCUGCUGCGCCCCGAGAGCCCAGCCACGGACGCCCCCGAGUCCCGCGUCUCUUGCCGCAGCCGCCACCUGGCCCUGCGGCCGACGAGCCCCACACGCGAGCAGCGCCGCCUGAUGCUCGGCUGGAGCCGGGGGUCUGCUGCAGACCCGGAGCCAGACUGCACUGGGGCGUCAGGGGAGCCGGUGCGCCGUCUGACUAUGCGCGUCCGGGUAGGGCACACAGGGCGCCCACGGGCACGGGGCUCCCUAGUGCUGGGCUCGCUGCUGCUGCUGCCCUGAAGAUGCACCGUGGACUCUCCCACACUGACAGCUGCUCUGUACAAAAUAAAUGUGUUUUAUCCUUUUA
This is a messenger RNA of Cavia porcellus (domestic guinea pig), 1993 nucleotides long. Its product is annotated as C2 calcium-dependent domain-containing protein 4A-like. Lineage: Eukaryota; Metazoa; Chordata; Mammalia; Rodentia; Caviidae. The record is from RefSeq and is a predicted model, not a curated record. The transcript has a single exon. Bases 910 to 1926 code for a protein of 338 amino acids.